AUGCCCCCGACAUCCUUGGAAAGCAGCCCCAAACUCAAGAUCGUUCUGGAGACAAGCAAUCAUUUCACCCCCGGCGACAUCAUUAGGGGUCAUGUACUGCGACAGUCCCCUAUCGUCGACCCAAAUGCCUCGGUCUCUCUUCGGCUCUGUGCACGAACCCGGUCCUACACCGCGGUCGGUGGCAUGGGCCGCCAAGAGUUUGCUAGCACGUUCAAGCUUCUCGACAGCUUGCGCGAAGUCCUCGAGAUCCACCAGGGGCCGAUCCAUAUCCCGCCAAAUAGCACCGACAAUAAUCACGGGAGGUGGCCGUUCGCCAUCACCCUGCCUAAGCAUCCUGACUUGGCGUCUCUCAAAAAGGACAAUGAAGAUGAGAAGACUUUUCUUCCUUUUGAGGAAAUCGCAUCUCAGGAUCUGCCUCCUAGUCUGAGUGUGAAGACGGGAAGAACGAGUCCUUAUACCGAAGCGUUUGUGGAGUAUUAUCUAGAGGCAACGAUGCGGUGCACCGGCAGCCAAAAACAUACCUUGGGGAGCAGAAGAAACCAUCGAGAAUUGCAAGCGAUUCUGCCACUCCAAAUUAGCCCAAACUUGCCAUCUAUCUCAAGCACCAACUGUAGCACCCAGCAUCGUUCCGAGCCCAAGCAGAGGCUCGUUUCACAACGCCUAGUGCUAGGCGUGGACUCGCGACUAGGCAUCGGUCAACAUCUACGGAAGAUGAUCAAAUCCUCCCAAGUGCCGGAAUACUCGUUUUCCCUUCAGCUGGACUUUGCCACACUACUACAGAUCGGAAAUCCCAAUCCCAUCCCGUUGCAAUUACGAGCAAACACAAUCUGGGCUGAUACCAGUGACAUUUUACAACCAAUUCUACCUACCAUUCUCGUCAAGCAGUUCAACCUAACUCUAUUAUCGAACGCUCUCUGUACCUCUAAGCGGUUUAAAAAUAUGCGCGUUAGUGGUUUGGAAGGGUUUUCGGUGAAAUCUACCUCAAUCUUGGCAGAUUACACUUCGACUCUGGGUCCGAAGCCCGUGUCCUACGCCAAUGGAACGUCGCCCAAAGCUCAAUCCAAUAUACCGCUGAUGGUGCCGCAAGAUGAUCCAACACCUCUCGAUCUAGGCAUUGCUCUGGGUAUUCGGUCACCCAAGAGCUCUGCAGAGACGAAUGCAUACCCGACAUUUACGACAUGUAAUAUCCAGGCCACCCAUGCGAUCGAAUGGAACAUCACACUCUCUAUCGCGGGGGAGACGAUGAAGUAUCAAGGUCAGCAACCAGUGACGGUGAUGGGACCAAGUAAUAAAGCAUGA
Molecule: messenger RNA, 1299 nt
Organism: Penicillium alfredii
Lineage: Eukaryota; Fungi; Ascomycota; Eurotiomycetes; Eurotiales; Aspergillaceae
Exons: 1
Coding region: 1-1299 (432 amino acids)
Source: RefSeq, a predicted model, not a curated record